Molecule: messenger RNA, 2994 nt
Organism: Colius striatus (speckled mousebird)
Lineage: Eukaryota; Metazoa; Chordata; Aves; Coliiformes; Coliidae
Gene: ALG12
Product: ALG12 alpha-1,6-mannosyltransferase
Exons: 10
Coding region: 401-1873 (490 amino acids)
Biological process (GO): protein N-linked glycosylation
Cellular component (GO): endoplasmic reticulum membrane
Molecular function (GO): alpha-1,6-mannosyltransferase activity
Source: RefSeq, a predicted model, not a curated record
UUUAUACAUGACAAUACCUAUGCUUUAUUUGCUCAGGCAUCACCUGGACGUAUGAUUUUGUCAUCAUGAUAAAACAUCUCAUCAGCACUACCAUGAGAGUGGCUCAGGACAGUAUUGUGAAAUGCAGUGCUAGGGAGAGGUGGCCCUCCUUGCUGUGUCAGAGCGGAAUGACAGGGUCCAGACCAUCUCACACUGGAGCAAUGCGUGGUGUGAGGGCUGCAGGGGAUUCAGCAAUUCUGCGCUGAGCUGCUGACAAACUCACAAAUCAAAGUAUUCUGCUCUCUGCACUUUCUCAUCCUUGUGAUUGCUCUCACCCUAGUUCUGGAGUCUCAGGCAAAUGAGAGAUCAUGUGUGAAACCAGCGUGCGGUUAAAAAAAUAUAUGUGAAUUUCGAACCCAGUAUGGCUCAGAAGAGGAGCUCGAGUGGACAGUCAUUCCCUUUGCUGCUGCUGACUAUUGUUGUGGCUUUUGUUCAUUUGACUGUCUGUCCUUUUACAAAAGUGGAGGAAAGCUUCAAUCUACAAGCUAUCCAUGAUGUGGUGUACCACCAACUAGACUUGGAUAAGUAUGACCAUCAUGAAUUUCCUGGAGUUGUCCCAAGAACGUUCCUUGGACCAAUUUUUAUUGCUGCUCUUUCCAGUCCAGCUAUAUAUGUACUCUCUGUGCUAAGAAUGUCCAAGUUUUACUCCCAGCUGAUAGUCCGAGGAAGCUUGGGGCUCAGUGUGAUCUAUACUUUAUGGAAGUUGCAGAAAGAGGUUAGAAAGCAGUUUGGAGCAACUACAUCAACAGUCUUCUGUCUCAUCACUGUUACACAGUUUCAUUUGAUGUUUUACUGUACACGAACCCUCCCUAAUGUGUUUGCGCUUCCUUUUGUGCUCCUGGCAUUGACAUUUUGGAUACAGCAAAAGCAAAGGCCAUUCAUUUGGUUCUCAGCUUUGUCAAUUAUAGUCUUCAGAUCAGAGCUCUGUAUAUUCUUGGGCCUCAUGCUCCUGGUGACAUUAUUAACUAAAAGAAUCUCGAUUUUCAAGGUGCUUUCCCAUGCUGUUCCUGCUGGAUUGUUUUGGUUGGGGCUAACAGUUGCUGUGGAUUCCUUAUUUUGGAGGCAACUUGUGUGGCCUGAGGGGAAAGUGCUCUGGUAUAACACAGUUCUGAACAAAAGUUCUAACUGGGGAACUUCCCCCUUCUUGUGGUAUUUUUAUUCAGCCCUGCCUCGUGCUUUGGGAUGCAGCAUUAUAUUUGUACCUUUAGGUGUAGUGGAAAAGAGAACUCGGAUAUUACUUUUGCCAGCACUGGGCUUCAUAUUUGUGUAUUCGUUUCUCCCACACAAAGAGCUGCGUUUUAUCAUAUACACUUUCCCUGUCUUCAACAUAGUGGCUGCUAAAAUGUGCUCACGAAUCCUGAAUAACUACCGGAAAUCCUGGCUGUACAAACUCGGAUCUUUCUUUGUUGUACUACAUCUUCUAGUUAAUGCUGCUUAUUCAGGAACAUCUUUAUAUGUUUCACAUUUCAAUUAUCCUGGUGGAGUGGCAAUUCAGAAGUUGCACGAGUUGGUACCUUCAACAGCAGAUGUCUCUGUUCACAUUGAUGUGGCUGCAGCACAGACAGGAGUUUCUCGGUUUCUAGAAAUCAAUUCAGAUUGGAGGUAUGACAAAAGAGAAGAUGUUAAACCAGGAGACCAGCUGAUGUUUUCUUACACGCACAUACUAAUGGAAACAAACCCUCUUCAAAUAUCACAUUACAAGACAACUCAUAGGCCACUUGCAAAUAUACCUGGCAUCAGUAAAAUUGGGUUGAACCUUACUGCACUACCUCCUUUUACUUUAAACUUGAAACCAAAAUUAGUACUGUUGGAAAAACUUCCUCUAUCAUCUUGACUCUGAAUUUUAAGUAAGCUUUUUGAUGUAACCUUGCUGAUGGCUGAAUAAUCUAAGACAGCAGCAAGGUGUAGUUCCAGCACUGCAGGCGAGUUCUGUGGAAGGGCACAGAAAACCCCUACACCCGUUGGUAUUUCACGCCGUCCAGUUUCUUAUGUGAAUACUACAGUGCAUUCCUCAUCAGUAUUUACUCCAAUACUGACUUGUAUUGUUAGAUAUUUUUGAGAGGCUACCUACAAGUGUAGUGGUAUUAAGUCAGACCUGUCCUACGUGGUUCAAGUAGCUGUCUGUUUCAUAACGUAGUACAGGUAUGUCCUAAUUGUACUAUACAAGAUACAUAAUGGAACAGGUUUGUGCUACGGCAAUAAUUUGAUUAUGUAAUCUAUGUGUGCAAAGAUGUAUUACUUGAUGUAUCUGCAGGAUUGUAACCCCUUCAGUUGUCAGAGUGCCUGUGUGAACCUUAAUGAUGCUAUCAACAUAGGAAAGCCAUAUUCAUUGUAGCUUCACCACAAUACCUAAUUGUGCCCUGUAGGCUACUAAGCUAAUGGAAAUGAAAGAUUCACUUAAAGUAGUUGGACCUCUGGACGAGCACUGUCUCAUUACAGAUUUGAGUAUUAAAGGAUGGUUAUAGCUAUUACAGUGGCUCAUGAAUAAGCAGAAACCUGGAUUUCACAGGAAAAUGAAUUUUUAAAAUAACACUUCCCUCUUCUGCUGUAAUGAUAUUAUCUUCAUUUGCAAGAAUUUACCUACGAAAAUAUUUACUUGAAUUAACUUUUAAGAAGAUAGGUAGGUGCUGUUUUCCUUUUUUUUUUUUUAUUAAGUAGUCCCUUUGGAAGGGAAUAAGCCAAUAUGCCAUAUGUUGCAUUCUAUAAACUAGAAUAAGAUAGCAUGCUCUGUAUAGUCUCUUGUAUUAUAUGUUAAGGAUGUCUGCUUAAGAUUGCCAAAGGGAACAAGUUAAAGAGUAAACUAAGGAAAAUAUGUUGUAAUUUUAGUUAGGGCCAGUUGAAGUAUGAGAGGAGCUCCAUUAGUGUAAAGAAAAAAGUAAUUAUUGGCAGAAAACUAUUCCUUGCUGACUGAAAACUAGAGUAAAAAAGUCUGAAGAAAGUGUAUUGUUUUUGCUU